Molecule: messenger RNA, 2394 nt
Organism: Anas platyrhynchos (mallard)
Lineage: Eukaryota; Metazoa; Chordata; Aves; Anseriformes; Anatidae
Source: RefSeq, a predicted model, not a curated record
UGCGAAAGAGGCAGGGACAGGGGAGGGGAGCUCCGGGUGGGGAGCGGGGAGCAGGGUUGGUACCCGCCCGGCAUCGCCCACCGCCACCACCACCGGGUCCCAUGGGGCCACCCCACGGCACCGCCGACAGCGCCCGGCCCUGGCACUGAGCGGGGCAUGGACGGCCCCGAAAUCUUCCUGGGCCCCUGCGAGGGAGCCCUCUGCGGGGUCCCGGGCCAGAAGCGCCGCUGCAUGUCGGCCCUGGAGCCCGUCACUGUGCCCAGCCCCAAAUCCGAGGCCAGCUGGGGCGAGGAGGAGGAGGAAGAGGAGGAAGAUGAAGAGGAUGAAGAGCGGUCCCGGGGGGUGCCGCUGCGGCGAGCCUGUGCCCUGCGGACCUCGAUGCGCAGCCGGGACCCGUUCCGACGGCACAGCUGGGAGCCGGGCAAGGAGCUGCGCGGGGUCCCCGGCUACGACCAGCUCAGCGUGAGCCUCAAGGGGCUGAGCCCCGACGACAUCGACUCCAGCACGGAGCAGCUGGACGGGCUGGGGAGACGCCGGUGGGACCCCCGGAGAGCCCCCCUGAUCCACAGCACCGAGUCCCUGCUGUCCCUGGACGAGGAGGACGAGGCCGAUCUGCAGCGGGCGCAGGAGGACGCGCGGAGGCUUCAGGUGUACGGGGCCAGGAGCGCCGGCGGCUGCGCCCUCGCCAAAUCCGCGUCCCUCAGCGUCAUCGACAGCUUCCCCCCCGCCGUGGAAAUUUCCCCCUUCGCCUCCCAGCAGAGCCUGGCCAACGGCUUCGGUGCCGGGAGCUGCGGGCAGCUGGCGGCCUCGGGCGAGCCGGGGAGCCGGGAAGGGAGCCCCCUGGGCCGGACCCUCAGCUUCAUCUGGAGGAUGACGGGGAAGACGAAGAGCAAGGAGAAGGAGAAGAUGAAGGAGGGCAAGGAGAAGGACGCGCGCUACACCAACGGCCACCUCUUCACCACCAUCACCGUCUCGGGGAUGACCAUGUGCUUCGCCUGCAACAAGAGCAUCACGGCCAAGGAGGCUCUCAUCUGCCCCACUUGCAACGUCACCAUCCACAACCGCUGCAAGGACACGCUGCCCAACUGCACCAAGGUCAAGCAGAAGCAACAGAAAGCGGCGCUGCUGAAGAACAGCUCGGCGCUGCAGUCGGUCUCGCUGCGCAACAAGACUGCCAUCCGGGAGCGCCCCAACUCGGCCAUCUACCCCUCGGAGAGCUUCCGCCAGACGCUGCUGGGCCCCCGCCGCGGCCGCCCCUCGCUCUCCCUCUCCAAAAGCGUCUCCACCACCAACAUCGCGGGGACGCUGAACGAUGAGUCUCCCCUGGGGAUUCGGCGCAUCCUGUCCCAGUCCACCGACUCCCUCAACAUGCGCAACCGCACGCUCUCCGUCGAGUCGCUCAUCGACGAAGGCCCCGACGUGAUCCUCAACCAGCUGCUGAGUGAUUUCGAGACGGACGAGAAGGAUUUCGAGGCGGACUCGUGGAGCCUGGCCGUGGACAACAGCUUCCUGCAGCAGCACAAGAUGGAUGUGAUGAAGCGCCAGGACGUCAUCUACGAGCUGAUCCAGACGGAGAUCCACCACGUGCGCACGCUGAAGAUCAUGGGCAGCGUGUUCCGCAGGGCCAUGCUGGAGGAGCUGCAGCUGGACCCGGGCACGGUGCAGAAAAUUUUCCCCUGCGUGGACGAACUCAGCCAAAUCCACGAGCGUUUCCUGGCCCAGCUCCUGGAGCGCCGCCGCGACUCGCUGGCCCGAAGCAACAAGAACUUCGUCAUCAACCGCCUGGGGGACAUCCUCGUGGGCCAGUUCUCGGGCAGCAGCGCGGAGCAGAUGAAGAAAGCCUACUCGGAGUUCUGCAGCAGGCACACCAAGGCGGUGAAGGAGUACAAGGACCUGCUCGCCCGCGACAAGCGCUUCCAGCACUUCGUGCGGAGGAUGGCACGGUCCCCGCUGCUCCGGCGCCACGGCGUGCCCGAGUGCAUCCUGCUGGUGACGCAGCGGAUCACCAAGUACCCGGUGCUCAUCGAGCGCAUCCUGAAAAACUCCAAAGACAACGAGGGCGACUCGGCCGACCUGUCGCGGGCGCUGACGCUGGUGAAGGAGCUGAUUUCGGGGGUCAACGAGGAGGUGCACGCCUGCGAGAUGAACGCGCGGCUCUGGGACGUUUACCGGCGCGUGGACGGGCGCGCCAAGGCGCCGCUGCAGUGGGAGAGCCGCGCCGGCCUCUUCGGCAGGGACGAGCUCCUGCGGCGCAAACUGGUGCACAGCGGCUGCAUGCUCUGGAAAACGGCGGCCGGGGCGCUUCAAAGGUGGGCUGGGGGGGUGAAGGAUUCGGGCCCUAUAGGGGUGGAGGGAGGUGGUUUUGGGCCCCCCCGUUCAGGGUCGCCCCCGUAA